Messenger RNA from Arachis stenosperma, 1587 nucleotides. RefSeq lists its product as uncharacterized. The coding region runs from base 1 to 1587 and encodes 528 amino acids. The transcript is spliced from 5 exons. Gene Ontology annotation, biological process: DNA integration. The record is from RefSeq and is a predicted model, not a curated record. NCBI's taxonomy places the organism in Eukaryota, Viridiplantae, Streptophyta, Magnoliopsida, Fabales, Fabaceae. Gene Ontology annotation, molecular function: nucleic acid binding.
AUGUGUGAUGCAAGUGAUAUUCCAAUUGGUGUUGUACUGGGACAAAAGAAUGAUAAGUUGCACCAUGUUAUAUACUAUGCAAGCAAAGUGUUAAAUGAGGCACAGAAAAAUUGCACUACCACAGAAAAAGAAGUAUUGGCAAUUGUAUAUGCAUUUGACAAAUUUAGACAAUACUUGAUUGGUUCAAAAGUUGUAGUAUAUACUGACCAUUCUACUCUCAAGUAUCUCAUGUUUAAACAGGAUGCCAAGCCAAGGCUUAUCAGGAAAGGAAGUGAGAACCAAGUUGCAGACAAUUUGUCAAGAUUACCACAAAAGAUCAACCAAGAUGCACCACAACCAGUGAAUGAGAAGUUCCCAGAUGAACAUCUUCUUCAAGUGGGAAGAAGGAUUCCCGAAGAGUUCACCAAGCAACAAGUGAAGAUGUUGCUUAAUGAGGCUAAGAAAUUCUUGUGGGUGGAGCCCUUUUUGUUCAAGAGAUGUCCAGAUGGAAUGAUCAAAAGGUGUAUCCCUGAAAGUGAAAUGAGAAACAUACUGUGGUAUUGCCAUAGUUCAGAUUAUGGUGGACAUUUUGGGCUAGAAAGAACAGCUGCUAAAGUGCUUCAAAGUGGCUUUUAUUGGCCAUCCAUAUUCAAGGAUGCCAGAGAAUUUAUAUAUGGGGUGCCUAAAAGCCUUAUUAGUAAUGGUGGCAGCCACUUUUGCAACAAACAAAUGGAAAAGCUACUCCACAAAUAUGGGGUAACUCACAAAGUGGCCACACUAUACCACCCUCAAACUAAUGGCCAGGAUGAAUUGGCAAACAGGGAGCUAAAGAGAAUCUUAGAAAAAACGGUUGGGGUCACAAUAAAAGACUGGGCAAGGAAGUUAGAUGAUGCCCUAUGGGCAUAUAGAACCGCAUUCAAAACGCCAAUUGGGAGGUCAUCAUUUCAGCUAAUGUAUGGCAAAUCAUGCCAUCUCCCUAUUGAGCUCGAGCACAAGGCUUUCUGGGCCACUAAGCUCCUCAAUCUUGACUCUCAAGCAUCAGGGGAGAAAAGGCUAUUGCAAUUCAAUGAGCCGGAUGAAUUUAGAUUGGAAGCUUAUGAGAAUGCUAAGAUAUACAAAGAAAGAGCUAAAAGAUGGCGUGACAUGAAAAUUUCAAGAAGAGAAUUUGAGCCAGGAGAACAGGUGCUAUUAUAUAACUUCAGGAUUAAGAUUUUUCCUGGUAAACUCAAGUCCAAAUGGACUAGCCCGUAUCUGGUGACUAAGGUUUUCCCACAUGGAAGCCUUGAACUUUUGAAUGAAGCUACAAAGGACGCAUUCACAGUAAAUGGUCACAAAGUGAAGCAUUACCUGGGAGGGCCUUGGAACAAGGAGGAGAGCAUUCAUGAAUUGAGUUUGACAAAAAUGAAGAACGUCAAUCUAAUGACGAUAAAGAAGUGCUUGUUGGGAGGUAACCCAACCAGAGUGAUUUUUUGCCACGUCAUUGCUCCAUCAUUUUCAUGUAUUGCUCUUGUUGCUGCUCCUGAGUCCUCAUUUGUUGUUCAUGAGACCUCAUAUAUUGCUCUUGUUGCUGCUCCUGAGCCCUCAUAUAUUUCUAGUGAGGAGUAUUGA